AUCUGGUUAUCUCAAUCUCUUGGUAUAUAUAUGCCCACUUGGGAUUUUUAGAUAUUAUAUACCCUUUACAAAUAUGUAAUCUAAAGGCAAAAGAGACACUAAUUAUGGAGAAACUUUUGGACAAACAGUUAUUCAACAAUGGAGUCCUGUGGUUCAACUCCAAAGAAGCAACAGAUUACCAUAUUCAAACGCCAUCGUUUCACUUGAGAUCAGCAGGACUAAGUGAGAUAUAUCCCAGUUGUUAUAUCCAUACAAAAAUGCCUAAAAUGGCCAGCCAAUGCAGAACUCCAGUGAAGAUUUAUGCAGUGAGAAGGAGAAGGAUAUAUGAAAGCUCAGAAACUUAUGUACUAUUGGAACCAGGAGAGGAUGAGAAGUUUGUAUCUGAAGAAGAAUUGAGGAUUAAGCUAAAGGGUUGGCUGGAAAAAUGGCCAGGCGAGUCUCUUCCUCCAGACCUUGCUAGAUUUGAAAGCAUUGAUGAUGCUGUUUCUUACUUGGUCACCUCUGUUUGUGAGCUUGAAAUUCAAGGAGAUGUUGGUUCAGUCCAAUGGUAUGAAGUUCGUUUGGAAUAAUAAUAAUAAUAAUAAUUAUUUUGUGAAACUAUAAUC
Messenger RNA from Cannabis sativa, 605 nucleotides. Its product is annotated as protein CHLORORESPIRATORY REDUCTION 7, chloroplastic. NCBI's taxonomy places the organism in Eukaryota, Viridiplantae, Streptophyta, Magnoliopsida, Rosales, Cannabaceae. The coding region runs from base 105 to 569 and encodes 154 amino acids. The record is from RefSeq and is a predicted model, not a curated record. Gene Ontology annotation, cellular component: chloroplast stroma. The transcript is spliced from 3 exons.